AUGAACCAGGCCACGGAUCCAAAUAGCAGCCCCUCUCAUUACUACAGCUACGGCAGUAACAAAAACCAACAUUUCCCAUCUCAACAACAACAGUACUCUUCCGAUCACCCUCAAAUGCAAAUCUUUGGCUCAGAUGUUACUCCCCAUCCUCCGCCGGGCAGUUGGAGUUCCGAACAGUUCGGAGGUGUACAAUAUCAGACAAAUGGAUCAGGACGGCCAUCUCUCCAAGCUCCUCAGAACCAGACGGCUGGAGCUCAUCGCUUGAACAACCGACAAGCUUUUUUCAACCCCAAUCCGCAAGACUACCCCGACGGGCAUCCGUUCCAAAGCAGGCGUGGACCUGCGAAUCCCGUAUUUCUCAAUCAAAAUACAGUUUUUCCUGAUCAAGGCUCCAACCCACCUCUUGAGGGGAACUUCGACUCGUCUACCUUAUCUCCAAUUUCACCAAACUCAGGACCAACCAGGACCCAAGGAUCAUCACCAGCUGUGGCCACUCGAACUCGCAGGUCCCGAAGAUCGGCUGCCCAGAUGACGUUAGCAGAUCACAUUGCAGCAAAGAAGGCCGCCAACAAAGUCCAGAAAGCAGCUGACCGAGCUGAAAAUAACCUUGCGAAGGCGGCAGCAAAGAAGGCGCAAGGGAUAAUCAAGCAAAGUCAACCAUCGAAACCAGCUCGGGUAACAUGGUCGGAGGACGCUUCACUUGAGAUGGUCCAUUUCUAUCAUAUGGUCAAAGAUGAGCAUACCGAACUCAAGCGCAACCAGACCGGCUUUAUGAACUUCAACAAAUUCCUAUUGGCCUACCCUGUCGAUAGCGAUCUUUUUCCCCUACUAAUUGGGCGCACCAAUCAAAGCCUCUUAACCCGUUAUUCGGCCCUCAUGGGAACGUGGCGUAAAGUAAAGGAUAAGGUCGAUCAAUCAGGAAGCGAUGGGCUAUUCGUUGCCCUUGUGGAAUGUGGAAUGAGUGAUACAAUGUGGAAUCUACUAGGGGAUAUGCACGGGAACGAUGCUGCUGCCCAUGCACAUGGGCAAGUUGAACUUGAGGAUCCAAUCGAGAGCCUUUUGAAUGAUCCUGGUGCAACCCCCCCGGCCUCGCCUGAGAAUUCAGCAUCAGAACUUCCUGAUGACCUGCUUGCCGAAACCGAAUCGAUGAACCCACCACCGAAUCCAUCUCAAUCAAUCAACCCACCAUCCAGGCGCAAUCGUUCCAAUUUGCCGCCCCUGACUGCUGCGGAAAUGGCGCUAGACUCCCCCAGCCCUCCACCUGCAUAUGAGUCAACUCCUGCUCAAGCAACCCGGCCCACCGAGUCAACUCCAGCUCAAGCAACCCGGCCCACCCCUUCUAGAGCAACCGGAACCGUGAGCGUCGGUGCAAUCCCUGCAGCAACUGGAAGUGGGGUUACGCCUUCCACUCGGCGCCCCCCGGCCGAAAGUGGAGCUCCAGCUCGUCGACGUGGGCGCUACGAGGAGGCUCCCAAGAAGGAGGAUCCCACAGCCAAUGGGAUGCUCCUCUUGAUGCACAAAUCGGAAGAAGCUCGCCUUGAUGAGCGUCGCGAGGCGGAAGCAAGGUUUAAUCGGAAGGAAGAGGCUCGAUUGGAGGCAUUGCGUGAUGAUCGACGGGAACGUGAAGAAGCGAGCCGACAACUCCAAAUGGAUCGGGAGUCUGCCGCCCUUCAAAUGCGAUUGGACCGAGAGGCAGCGGAUUAA
This is a messenger RNA of Puccinia graminis f. sp. tritici CRL 75-36-700-3, 1704 nucleotides long. RefSeq lists its product as uncharacterized. NCBI's taxonomy places the organism in Eukaryota, Fungi, Basidiomycota, Pucciniomycetes, Pucciniales, Pucciniaceae. The record is from RefSeq and is a predicted model, not a curated record. The coding region runs from base 1 to 1704 and encodes 567 amino acids. The transcript is spliced from 3 exons.